CCAGCGGAGGGAGGACGGGCAGCAAACUGAGAGGGAGUGCGGGAAUGUUUUGGACGCUCGGCUUUCGCCAGGACCACUGAGAGUGCGGCUGCGGCAGAUGCUGAUCCGUCGCACAGACAGAGGUGUCCAGUUGCUCAAUGAAAGCCUCCUCCGCUGUGCGGAGCCUGAUGACCAGCGGCGUGCUGACGGGCAGCCUGGGCGGCGGCAGUCGCGGCGCCGACGAGCUCGUCUUCACGCAGCUCAAACCGGUGAGCCUGAACUCGGAGGAGCAGACGGCGAUGUUCGGGGGCAUGAAGAGUCCUGCGGCGGGGAUGCUGGCGGCCGAUGAACUGGCCCAGACACGGUGUGAGAUGGAGAAGUAUCUGUCACCCCAGCCGCUGCCUGUGCCCGAGUUGAAGAAGUACAGACGGGACAGUGCCUCAGUGGUGGAUGAGUUCUUCCAGGACGAAAAGCCGUCGCCGUACAGUGUCAAUAUCAACGUGAUCCUGCCCGACGUCACUUACCUGCGCACUGGUCUUUAUAAACCACAAAGGCCAUCCAUGGCACAGUCCCAUUCGGAAGAUGUUAAUGCUUUUACCCAAGCAGGCAGGACACUUACGACCCAGUCCCUGCCCGAGUUCACCAGCGUGUUUAACACCACACAGCCUACAGAUGUCAACGCUGCGUUCAUUAAGCAGGAACUGCCCACUCCUGAAAUGCAGUUGCCUGCGUCCCCUCAACAAGGUCAGCUGUAUCAGCUACUGAGUUCCCCAGACUUGGUGAGCAUCCCAGGCAAUGCUCCUCAUACACAAAGUAACGCACCAUGUAUGGGCAACCUUACCAAUGCUUCAGUAGCAUCCGGCAUGACUGGCAUGAACACCCUUGCCACUGGGCAUCCUCAGACGGUAGUGAAACACUUCCAUUCUAUCUCGGCCGGUAGCUUUGCCAUGGCAACUCAGUUCUUCCAACAGCAGCCCACGUACCUGCCCCCAUCACCUCCAAAUUCCGAGCCCGGGAGCCCCGACAGGCAACCAGAACUGUUGCAAACCAUGACGCCACCUCCGUCGUACGCCGCUUCCAUUGCCUGCAAGUUGGGGUCAUCCACUCCAACCCACGGCCUCCCAGCCAACUUGCAAGUCACGCAACAGAACGUCUCGCCAGUUAAAUUCAACCGGAGAAAUAAUCCGGAGCUCGAGAAGAGAAGGAUUCAUCACUGUGACUUUCCAGGUUGCUCUAAAGUGUACACCAAAAGUUCACACUUAAAAGCACACCUGAGAACUCACACUGGUGAGAAACCUUACCAGUGCACCUGGGAAGGCUGCGACUGGAGAUUUGCGCGCUCGGAUGAACUGACUCGCCAUUUCCGGAAACAUACCGGAGCAAAGCCCUUCCAGUGCUCAGUGUGUAGCCGCAGCUUUUCCCGCUCCGACCACUUAGCUCUGCACAUGAAAAGACACCAGAACUAGGACGUGGAUCCACCCUGAAGCGGCUCUUCUUCACAUAAAGAAGAUGUUGUUGUUCAAACAACACUCCAGGCUCCUGUUUAUGUAAACCUUGCUGUCAGGGCUCCUUUGCUUCAGUCUAGAGUAAAGGAGGUUUCAAUGAAAUGCAUAACUUUCACUUAAGGUUUGAAAACUGGAACUGUGUAUAUUGUGUACAUACUCACUGGGACUUGGGAACUGUGUUGAAUAAGCAAACUUUAUGAAAUUUAUAAUAGGGAUUGAUUUACCUGAUUAUUUUAGAUUUGCUGUAUGUUAAACUAAGCUCUCGUCCAUUUCAUAGACACACUUGCACUACAGUGUAGUUGCUAAUAUUAUUUACAACUGCCAAGUUCACAGGAUAAAACUUUCUCUUAUGUUUUGACCAAAGCACUGUAUGGUCUUGGCAGUGUUUAGUAAAUGUAGCUGAGGACAUUGAGUAAAGAGGGCACAAUGUGGACUAACACAGCUAAUAUUAUCUACUGAAUACAGAAAGGGAAUUCAGCCUAGCGAAUACUUGAGGUUUUUGAAUCACUUUAUGAAAGUCUAUAUCAGCAGGAUGUGGGUGUUGAAUUUAACUGUACAACUGCAAAUGGUUGCUUUGGUGGGUCAGCUUACCUGAGCUUAAUGAGGCAACAAAGCAGAACCAGCAUAUCUUUGGAGUGCUUUUGUAUUGCUUUCUGUGAAUGGAAAAUUAAUUGCUUUUGAGAUUUUUGGAGAGCUGAUCUAGACUGGCCCUGGCGAACCCUGUUCUCUUAUCCUCCUCCUCUUGAGCCCUGUGACAGUCUUACAUGGCAUUACUUGGAGGAAAGACUUCAGGUCAUGUUUGCCAAAGUUCCUGACAGUCAGGAAACCACAUCUUGGGUUUGAAACCCUAAAUUACAGGAGUUUCACUUUUCAGUUCCAAGUACGAUUAGGGUUGUAAUUUACUUCUCCGACUCGGGAGUUAACUCUCCAGUUUUAACAUCACAGCGAGGUGAUAAGUGGUGUAUAAAUAUGGCCAAAAAUAGCCUCUGCGUGGAUUGGAAAUCACCAAAGCCUUGUGGAAUUGGAUUAAUCCUCAAGAGGCUGACUCUAUAGUUAUUUUAGCACUCCAUUCCACUUUAAAACUACUGCUGCAAUAAAGGUAUUUAUAUGUGUGUGUAUAUACUGUACAGACAGUGGCACUGACACUGAAUAGAACGUCUCAUUCUGCACUCAAAAAUAGGGGAACUAUUCUUCUAUUGUGUUUUAUUAAAUAUAUUGUUUUUUUAAAAUAAAGAACAAUUUGACAUGACUUUUUUUUUCCUGAUAAACUUCUGUUAUGUUUUAAGCCUAAUCAGGCAGUUGAGAAUUCAGUUUAAUCAUAGCUAGACGCAGGAUGUUGGAUUAGUAUUGUGUGCAGAAAGCUUCAGAGGAACAUUAUCUCUUGUUUGCAUAUGGUGGCAGUCCUAUCCAAAGAAAAUCGUGGUUCCUAUUGUGUGGAGAUCCCGAUCCGAUCACCUCUGAUCUUUUUAAUAACUUGGGAGAAAAUAGGAAAAAGACUGCAGUUCGCUUUUUAAACUGUUGAAUUAUAAUGCUGUAACUCUUAAUUUGUGGUAAAAGUGCUUUUCUAGUUAAGUGGGAAUUUCGCAGGUAUGGAUGUUAUUAAUAAAGGGCUAACUAAUUUAAAGAAGGCAUUUGAAACCAAAGGAUAACCUCUACCUGGCUCUGAUUUUGUAACACAAAAGAAAUCUGUUUAAGAUAAUUAUCCACUUGUUUUAUUUAUUUCUAAUCAUAAAAUGGCUUUCUAAAUGGUUCUUGAAUAAACCUGAUAAAUUAUAGCAUUCUCCAUUGCAAAUACCUGGCCAAAAACAACUGGCAAUAAUAAUAUGUAAAUAACAGUGGAAGAUGUAUAUAACUUUUUUAAGAUGCGACAAAGGUUAUACUUUGAACAACUGAGCAAAAGUGGCUGUAUCAUUUUACUUUGGCUCAAAUGAGAUAUUACGUUGUAUUUCCUUUUAAGUUGUAGUUGUAUACUGCGUUUUACAAUCUGCAUUACAUAAAAUGAGAUUUGUUCUUUUGAGAGGGGCACAUGUUUAAAAAAAUCAGUAAUAAAUUGUUUU
Molecule: messenger RNA, 3541 nt
Organism: Pristis pectinata (smalltooth sawfish)
Lineage: Eukaryota; Metazoa; Chordata; Chondrichthyes; Rhinopristiformes; Pristidae
Product: Krueppel-like factor 5
Exons: 4
Coding region: 138-1445 (435 amino acids)
Biological process (GO): regulation of transcription by RNA polymerase II
Molecular function (GO): DNA-binding transcription factor activity, RNA polymerase II-specific; RNA polymerase II cis-regulatory region sequence-specific DNA binding
Source: RefSeq, a predicted model, not a curated record